CUUUCUAUUGCGCGAUUCUGAAAUCGCUGAGGGAAAAAUCAAAAGAUUGUGUCUCAUGCAUCAAGACAGUAGUAUAAAGAUGGUUUUCAGUUUUGUGUGGAAAAAUAAUAACAGGAUGUCUUAAUACAAACGUAAAGAUUUCUGAAGAAGGCAGAUUCGCUCAAUUUGUGGUUAGUGCAAAAGGAGACCGUCAAAAAGAACCGUGCACAAUAGGCUGGGCGUUGCAAGGCUGGCUGGGAAGUGAUGGAUAAGAUGACACGGCCCACUCACCUCCUCCCUCCGACAACCCCAGCAUAACGAUGCAGUCGCCUCUUUCGGAUCGUGCGCCUCGAUGAGGCGACAGCACCGCACUAGCGGCAUUUCAGCGGCGGCAGCUAGCACUUGAACCAUUGAGAAGGCGCCCGCUUCUAUCCAGCAAGCCGCCACCGGCCACCUCCACCACUACCACCACCUAUCGCAGCACCACCACCACCACCACUGCUGCUGUACAGGCGGCGGGCACUGUAUUGAUCUGCCAGCCCCAACUUGGUGGGAGUGACGGCCAGAUUAUUUUAGUGCGUGUAGCCGCGCAGUGGUUUGCUGCCACAGAAUUGUCUACGUUUCUGACGAUCAGGAUCGACGUGUUUGGUGUCCCCUUUCCACCCCUCAUCCCCACCCAAGCUGCACCAUGGUGCUGUUACCUAUAAGCAAUGCAGUUUCAUCAUAAUCGAACUGCUCCCCUCACCACUCCCCAUAAUCCUUGUACUAUUUUGUUGUUGGAUAAUUGCUAUUUUUGUAUACUUGUCUAAGGGUGUGAACGAGCACCCUCCCUCCUUCCGCCCGUCUGGUCCCACCCCUAACUCCACGAUCAUCACGCGUGCGCACAUCUACUCCGUUCUCUCUCGCGGGAAGUGAUUGGAAAAGAUCGAUGCCGUGCGGCGCUGUGCGCAGUGUCGGGUCCUACUGACGUGGCACGGAGUUCUCACAGACUUGAAGAUCGCCAGACACAAAGAUCUCGACUGGGGACGUGAUUACCACGAGGAUUGCGGAUCGUGCAGUGGUGUUCUGUUGGUUUUUUUAAAAAGUUUCUUUUCGUCACGAAGUGUGUGUCGUAUAGGUAAGGUCUUAUGUCUGCUCACAUCCUGCCGCAGGAAGCCGAAGCGUAGAGGCGGCGGCUACAGGCCAGGCUUCGCUCGGCUUGGCUGUUGCCGGGACGUUGCCAAGUAUGGACUUGGAUUCACGGCAAGCGCAGCCUCACUCACAGUCGCAGCGGCCGCCGCGCGUGCGAGACGAGCGUCGGUCGUUCUCCGAAAGCCUGGCCGACGGAACGUCCAAGUUCUUCAGCUCCGUCAUCGCCAAGAAGAAUGGUCUUAUCAGCGACAUUUCCAGGCAAAUCGAGACCACCUUCACGCCGUCGUCCUCGUCGUCCCGCGAAAUGAGCCUGGAGCGCGGUCGCAGCCAGGAGGAGACACCACCCCCUACCCCACCUCCCCGGCCCCCGCCUCCGCGCAAGCCUCCCAAUGUGCACGCCCUGCGCGAAAAGGAGAGACUGAUCAAGCGUAUGGCCUCGCUGCCGGCCUACACCCGCACUGACUCGGCCACCGCCUCCGAUGGGCCGCGCGCCGUGGACCGGCAGCUGUCCAUGAACGGAAUGAACAUCAGCUUUGAUGAACCGAUCUACACCCGCAAGAGCGGGGGCACGUCCGGGAUAGAGACUGGCGCUGGUGAGUCGAGCCAAAAGGAAGGCUGCUCUUCCGGGCGGCGCGUGAGCGGCGAGGAGGAGGUGGAGGUGGCGGAGCCCAAGAUGCAGGACGGGAAUGGCAGUGGCGCCAUGAAGCAUGGCGCCAGAGAUGAAGAGACAGGUAACGAUGCUGAGAUGGGUGGUGGUGGUGGUGGUGGUGCUGGUGCUGGUGGUGGCGGUGGCAGCCGCAAAGCUCCCAAGUUCACGACGAUCAAGCGCCGUUCGAGCACCAUCGACGAGAUGCUGUUUGAUGAUUAUGUUGAACCGGACAACAACUCCGACGCCGUCUUCUCCCCGGAGAAUCUGCCCCCGGACCUGAUGUCCUUUGACCAGGACGUUGACAACCAACGGUCCACCGCAGGUGCUGCUGACAUUGCAAAGGCUUCUCCUAAUCCUAGCCAAAGCAGCGUGGAUUCCAAUGGCGAGGGAGGUGAAGGUGGCACCCACCACGGUCUGUAUGUGUCCACCAGCCUGGAAUCCUCUGACGCUGAGUACGGGGGUGUCUCGCCCACCGUCAACCGCUCGAGCUCCAUGGGGUCCAUGAAGUCCUGGAGCUCCAACUACAGCAUCGACUCGCAGCCUGAUGACGUCACACUGGAGUGCAUGGAGUUCAUGAAAAUGUUCGUGGACAAAAUUUUCAGCGUUGAGGAGGAAACUUCACAAGUGGAGAAAGCCAAGUUUGGAGAGUUAUGUCAGCACGCGCCUGGACGUCUGUGGUUCGCUCGCUACGUCAACUCACAGCGCGUCAACAACAAGCGAGUCCCAGAGCAAAUCUUCUUCCGCCUGGUGCAGUACCUGGCUGUCUGUCUCUUCGAGUGCAACGAGGCGGAAGACUUCUCGCCAGCCAAAACUUUGAUGAACAUGUGCUUUACUUUCUACUGCGACAUGCCUGGUCCAGGGGGGGAUAAGAGUUUCCUGUACAUGUUUCUAAAGGACCAGCCAAUCUGGCAAUCGCUGCGCUUCUGGAAUGCAGCAUUUUUUGAUGCGGUGCAGUGUGAGCGGUCAAGGCGACCCAUGCCCACCAAUUCUGCUGCAAAUGAUACCAUGACUGAUGACCGUAAUUUUCAGGAAAACAUCACAUUUGGCCAGCUUGGGACAUUUGCAUGCAACAUGAGAGCAUUUGGUCUGAGCCGUGAGCUGUGCAUGGAAUUCCUGAGAAAACAGUCCACAAUUGCUAACCUAAGUGAAGACCAAGUGAAACUUCUACGUGACAAUGUGGACAAGAUGAAAGACACCUAAGGCUGUGUUGCUGAGAAUUGAAUCAGUGAUAGCUGCUUAGAACUGUCACAUUCCUUAGUCAGCAUAUGGUGGAUGUUUCCAUUGUCUCAACCACAGUGGUUGCAAGAAGCUGCUUCACUACUGCAGAAUUAGUUUGCAUUCUGUUUUAGAAAGCAGAGAAAUGGUGAUGUUAACUCAUUAAAUUUUCUUCUCUGCUCAGAUCUGGAUACUUUUGUAACCAUUUCAGCGACAUUCCUGCUUCAGAUGACGGAAGUGUGGUAACAGACUAUAACACUGAGUUACAUGAAGUGUAACGUAGCGGCAGGAUAUUGUGAAAAGAACAGACCAGGUCUUUCAGGACAUAAAGAAGCAGAAUCUUGUGAAUGGGGAGAAGUGCAUGUCCAACCAUAUGCAGGUGCUGUUUUCAAUUCCAAAUGUUUUUUCUUUAAGUUCUGUCACAUGCAUGAAAUCGAUACUUUAUUGAUUUUGUGGUUUUUUUUUUGAGACCAAGGAAACCAGAUGGAAUAUGGAUGGUCGAAUAAGAUACGACAAGGGCAAGUCCCCAAGAGAAAAUUCAUUUGUAUUGUGUUGCAGUCAUGCAUUUGUAAAUCUUUCUUUGGUGUUCUGCAGGGCAAUGUUUUGAUGUGCACACUUACAUACAUAAUAUAUUUCUGUCUACACAAAUUAUUCUGUCCAUUCAUACAUGAAUUUAAAGAUCGUUCAAAUGCAACAGAUCAAUUUUUCAGUAUGCAUGCAGAUAGGCUCCUGUGCCUCUGGUAGUGAUGACAGCAUCAGGUGUAAGCUGAAGCAUAAAUAAGAACCUAGUGAGGUGGUCCUUGUCUGUGAGGAUGGGGGAAUUCGAUUACAGUUAAUCUGAAAUUUGAGUGGUGACAAUAACAAGCAAGUAAUCAAAAUUCAGUAUGCCUAAACAUUUGUUGAUGAAGAAUGCUAGGAUGGAGGCAAGUUUUGUUGAGAAGUGCAAGUACAGAGACAAAGAAACCGAGUGAAGUAUUGGGCAUGUUUAGACUGUUGGAUUUCACCAUGCUAUGGCCUGUUCUCACUUGGUGCCCUUUUGAAACUUAUGAACUGUUUAUUUAAUUUCCCCAUUUUUUGUGGGAGGUGGAAGGGAGCAACAGGGUGCCAUGUUAUAAAAAGAUAAUGGAAGUCAUAGAUACUGAAUCUUCAGAUAUUGGAGGCACAGCUGUACAUAGUUUUUACGUAAUUAUGUAACCUAAACAUGCUAAAGUACCUGGAAUUUUAUGUUUAUGUUACAUAAUUUCUGGUUACUUACAUGUUGUGACAUUUCUCAGAAUGGCAAUUGUCUCUUUGGAGAAUCAGUUAAAUUGAAAUAUGAAAGUAUUUGCAUUGUUAAAUGUCAAGCCUUUGGUAAAGUCUAAAGUUCAAAUAAUUAGGUAAGAAAAAAUGAUGUGCUCCAUUUCUGUCCUGUCCUUCCUGUAGGACACUUGCCCUCCAUUUUUCCAACAUUACCACAGUUCUAACAUAAUCAGAAAUGUAGCAACUCAUAACUCAGCAUAAUUUUUCUUUCUAAUAGUAAUAAUGAACAUUUUACAUAGCGCUUUUCUAAUGAUUUGCUCCGAGCACUUUACAGAAAUGAAAUACAGACUGAGAUCUUUUCAGCUUGAAAGACUUGUUUUCCUUUUCUUAUUAUAGUGCAUGGGAACAGACUUUAUCCCACAGUUUGACUUUCUGAAAUCAGGGAGGUUUUUUAGUUACAUGCUACCAAUAACAGUAAAAUUUUUAUUCUUUUGUCUUAAUGAAUCAGUUGUAAAGAAAAAACACAGGGUUCAACUUUAUUCUUGCUAUUUUGAUAUUUCUGUUAUGCUCCUCUAUGUUUUUGAGUCAGUCUAGUAGCAUCCCAGGAAGCAUAUUUUCUGUUUGGAUGUGACUCCUUUUUCCAGAGUUUUUUCCAAGUACUCCGAUUUCCUCCUAUCACUCUUCUAAAUACCAAAUAAAUAAAUAAAUCACCAUUUAUCGCAGCAGUUCAACCAUAGUUGGAACAGGAACUCAUUCCUGCUACCACAUACACCAGUUUUUGAAACAUGGAAGUGAAACAUGGAAUUCAGAGAAACAGUAUUGCACAGGUCAUGAAAGUGAAAAAGAAAGUAUCCAGGUACCUGAAUAAUUUUAACACUAAUUUUUUUAUAUACAUGUAACUCCAAACUAACAUUCCUUAUUUAAAAUACAUUUACAUACCUAUAACUCCAAACUAACAUUCCUUAUUUUAAACAAAAAAAAAUGCAUGUACAUUAUUUGCUUAUGAUAAUGUAGCAAGUUAUCAAGACUAGCAAAUAGAAAAUGUAUUGCAGUAUGUUGUUGUGACCCCUGAUCAAAUUCGGCAUUCUCCAAUAGGUAGGAAGAAGGUACACAUAUCCUUAAGAUGCAUUUGCUUGCUGCCACAAAUGAAAUAAAUCUUGUGGAAACAUCUGAAGCAUGGCUGCUUACUGUCAUGGAGAAAUGCUUUAAGUGUAUUGCUUACAUGGCAUCAUGGAUAAAAUACCAAUGUAAAUAUUUUCACGAUGCUGUUCUACUAUAAUGCUGUUCAGAAAGUAUGGAAUGUAGAGAAUAUCAAGCUCUGUUUUGUUCCAGCAUGCCAGUUAAGCUUCGGGUGUUUAGUGCUGAACAUGCCACGAAAUUUAAAGUUGCAUGUAGUAGUGUGCAAGAUUACCAGUAGCAUGCUCAUUCUAGAUGUGUGACAUACAUUUUAACCAGUCAAAGCCUUAUUUCACAAAGAGAGAGUCCAUCACAGUGGUUCAUGUGUUUUUACCCUCACUCCUAGUGUAAUUUCUGCAUGUAUCAGCACCUGUUAGUUUCUAUCUGUACCCAAGCUAAAUAUGUGAAAUCAUUUCAAAACCUUGUUUACUAGAAAAACAACUUUUGGGGUUCCACCCCCAACAUACCAUUUCUCAGUCAAGAGAUAAUGCUUUGUCUACAUUCAUAUCAAGUCUCUAAAAGGCAAGUUACCAACUGCUGUUCCAGCACCUUCUGCUCACGUGGAGUUUCAUACAAAUGAUGUGGCAAUCGCUAGCUUCCCAGACACCUAGACAGAGCACCUUCUAUCUCAUACACUCUGUAUGAUUUCUUCUUGUGGCUGUAACUGGCCAGAAGAGGGCAGGGAAAAUUUUAUUGUGGUUGUAUAAAGUUUCCAUCCCUUGAGCUAGACUAUUUCAAAGAUGCUGCAGCAAAAGUUUGAAAAGGUUUGCAUGAUGAACAGGCAGGGUUUGGUUACUGAAACAAGGUCCAUGUUAGCUAAAUGAGGAAUAGGAUAUUGUAAUAAUGUAAUUUUUGCUUUUAUUGACUGCAAAAUGUCACGAGCUGAUCAUGGUUCAGUGGUAUCAGCUUGACUGAGUGUACAUAGAUGUUGAAAUGUAGAUGCAUUUACUGGUGAAUGAAGACUUUUUUCCCCAGCAGAACGUUGUUGCUCAGUGAGAGUAAAGAGAAAAGUAGUGAUGUA
This is a messenger RNA of Pomacea canaliculata, 6410 nucleotides long. RefSeq lists its product as uncharacterized. The transcript is spliced from 9 exons. The record is from RefSeq and is a predicted model, not a curated record. The coding region runs from base 1205 to 2959 and encodes 584 amino acids. Lineage: Eukaryota; Metazoa; Mollusca; Gastropoda; Architaenioglossa; Ampullariidae.